AUGCUCGGCCAGACUCAAAGACCCGCGGUGCGUGUCAUCGGCCGUGUUCGCUGCCAGGUUAAGCCCCGUGUCUCCAAUGCCCGUUUCCAAUCCACCUCGUCAGGCCCGGCCACCUCCGGUGCCAAUUCCGCCCUGAUCGGUGGCGUCGCUGGUGGUGCCUUUGCUGCCGCCGCCGGCUACGCAUGGUACUCCUUCUCUGGUGCAAAGACACUGGUCGACACCAACAAGCAAGCCAAGCAAUACCUCGAGCAAGCGAAGCAAAAGAUUGCCGAAGCCGCCCCCGAGCCCAGCGAAUCGUACGCCUGGUUCAAGAAGACUGUGACCCGCUAUGCCGUGUUCAUCCCCGGUGCCCGCGAAUACGUCGAUACCGCGUUCAAGGACCUUGAGAAGAUCAAGGACAAACAUGGAGACGAAUUCGACAAGGUGAUCCAGGAUGCGUACAAGGAGCUGGCCGAUGUCUCGAAGAAUGGUGGUUUCGAUAGCGACACGGCUUUUGCGGCAUUCCACGUUCUGCAGAAGCACCUUGAUCGUCUGCUCGACCUGGCUGGUGAUGUUGGCGAGGAUAUUCUGGACAAUCACCCAAAGAUCAAGGAGAAGCUUGGUGGUAGCUUCGAUCAGCUCAAGCAAAUGGGCGAUGCCUAUGGGCCUCAGGCUAAGGAGGAGGUGAACAAGACAUGGAACCAAGUCACGGAUAUUGUGAAGCGCGGCGCAAGCAUAGACGCGGUUGCGGAGAUCAAGAAGUUGAUCGACGAGAAGAGGGAGAAGCUGCAGAAGCUGGGUGAUGAGGCUUGGCAGAAGGGUCUCGACGAGUCUCGCCAGUUCCUCGAGAAGAACCCGAAGCUGAAGUCGCUCGUUGAUGAGAAUGCCGAUGCGCUUAAGAAGGGCAAUUUCCAGGACUUGUGGGGUCUGUUGAAGGACAGUGCUUCUUCUGGGAAGACGGAGAAGGUGGAGAAGUAUGUUAAGGAGAAGGUUGAUCAAGUGAAGAGCGGCGGGUUUGGCGAUUUGGAUAAGUGGUUGGAGGCUAUUCCUGGUGGUUCCAAUAUUCUUCCUCAAUUGCAGACGCUGCAGACCGUUGCACAGAAGAAGGGUGAUGAGGCUGAGAAGGUUCUGAAGGAGACGUUUGAGGAGAUUCAGGAAGUCUUGAAGAAGCGAAAGGAGCAGGUUGAGAAGAUUGCCGAGGAAGCGAAGGAAGAUUCGAAAUAG
Messenger RNA from Penicillium subrubescens, 1203 nucleotides. RefSeq lists its product as uncharacterized. The coding region runs from base 1 to 1203 and encodes 400 amino acids. NCBI's taxonomy places the organism in Eukaryota, Fungi, Ascomycota, Eurotiomycetes, Eurotiales, Aspergillaceae. The record is from RefSeq and is a predicted model, not a curated record. The transcript has a single exon.